UGUCGGUAAACGGGAGACGAGAGGGGAGUGGAGAAUGCUGACUGAGGCGGCGCCACAUCAGAGAGGCGCAGUGAGCGAGAACCGAGGCAGCGAGAAAAAGGACCGGCAGAGUGAGGAGUCGGGUGUGAGAGGAUACGAAGAAGCUAUUCAGUAAAAGAGCGCACGGCGAGCCAAGGCAGAGAAGGACCGAAGGCAAGCGGAGAACAAAGAGCUGAGGAAACAACGGGGAGGAGCACAGCGUUACAAAACGUCGUGGGGGAGAAGAGAAAAAUUACGACUGAUGAGAUAGGUGAACGUAGCAGAAAAAAAGCGUCAAGAACUGCUUCAGCGCGUAUGAAACGCAAGCUUUUUGUACAUAAGUCAGGUUUCUACAAAGAACUUCCUGCUUUCCAAGUUUAACGGAGGAAGACACGGUGGUCUACUUCUACUCUGCAGAUUUGCGUUUAAGCUGCAGCUGCGUUGAGUCACGUAUGCAGUGAAUAUUUAUGAAGCUGACUCAGAGCCCUGAAGAGAAACAAUGACCACGUUAGUUUAUGCCGCCUCCGUCUACACGGCCACUAUAUCUAGUGGCCGUGAAGUGAAGUCCUCUUCUGCUUUCGCGACGUCGCUCCUCCCAGCUUCAAUGUCGCCCUUAUCAUUUACCACCUUCACCUCGUCUCCUAACACCAGUCCAAACUGCACGUAUGACAACUCAACGCUCAGUGCCUCUCUGGCGGUCUUCUACUCCCUGUUCUUCUUCUUCGGACUUGCAGGGAACCUCUUUGCACUCUGGGUCUUCCUCUUCUUACAUUCAAGCCGCAACUCUGUGCGAGUAUUCCUCAUCAACUGCGCCGUGGCUGAUCUGGUCCUGCUGGCGUGUCUCCCAUUCAGGAUCUUCUAUCACAUUAAUGGAGACAAAUGGGUGCUUGGACCGGUAGCCUGCAAGACGGUGGGGAACGUAUUCUACAUGAACAUGUACAUAAGCAUUGUAUUACUGGGCCUCAUAAGCUUGGACCGACAUUUGAGGAUGCAGGGGAAAGGCAGAGUGCGAAGAGGCAUGAGUCGGCCGUGGAGCUGCGCGGCGUGCGCCGCUCUGUGGGGCUUCUCGCUGUUGGGAACGCUGGUCAUGAUCUCCACGCCAGAGGACGAAGAGGACAAUAGCAAAUGCUUCCAAUAUAAGCAGCGACGCAGCGUCCCACUAAAGGCCUACUUCAACUUACUGAUCGUGGGGUUUUUCUGGCUCGUCUUCGCCAUGCUCGUGGUCUCCUACGCGAGGAUCGCCUCCCGGCUGCUGAGGGUGUCCCGGGACAGGCCGGACCUGCCGAACUCGCAGAAAUACAAACGGACCGCCAAGAAGUCCUUCUUCGUCCUUUUCCUUUUCACUUUAUGUUUCGUGCCCUACCACGUCUUCCGCCCCGUCUACAUCCUCUCGCAGCUCAAUGACACUAGAUCUUGCAGCUACUUGCAGAUGGUAGACCACACCAACGAGGUGAUGUUGUUAUUCUCCGCUUUCAACAGUUGUCUGGAUCCUAUCCUGUACUUUCUACUAUCCGGCUCAGUGCGCAAGGCUGCCAUCCAAGCACUGGCACGCCAGUUCGGCAGCAGGCUUCUUUUCGUGAAUGUCGCGACGUCUUACAGCUCAACAACGGAGUUCAGACGUCCAUCUGUGCCUUUGGCUUAGGCUGACCCAGAACUAAACAUCCUGGGUACAAGUAUCUGUGUCACCGCCUCAGCCCUUUCCCCCCAGGACUGACUUUGCACUUUCUGGCUACGAGUGAUUGUAAAUACUGAAGGAAUGAAAACUAGAAAAAAAAUUAACAAAUAAUAUAAGGUGAUAAACAUUUAAAGGAUCUACUGUAAAUUCUUAUUGGUGGUUGAGAGAAAAGGCUUUGUUGUUUGUUUUCCUUAAUGAUCGCUACAAUAUUUGAUAAAAAUAUUUAAAUUAGAAGGACACAGGAGCUCAUUUGCUUAAGAACAGUGUACAAAGCAAUGACAUCCAUUUUCACUUUUCUCACUGUAAACUUUGGCUGUUUUCUUGUUUUUAAAUACUAAACCUUUGGGCGAUUUUCACAUAAACACUGAACGAGUUUCCUUUGGAACCAAGGCUGUUCAUCCCUUUGAGACUGUGCUGCCAAAUAGCUGGUGGGUGGACCUUCGACAUGGUUUGAGGCCAGUCCAUCUGGUCUUACAGUGUCUGUUGCUUGUGUUAAUCUUGUUGAAAACAGUGGCUGAUGCUAAUCUUACAAACAAAUCCAGAUCAGCGAUUCGCAUGCAACGAGACCUAAGGUAAUGUGUGGAUGAGCUUUGUGUGUGCUCAAAGCUACUUAUUUUUAAAGAGCUGUUGUGUGAGAGGUCUGAUGUACAGCAUAUUCAUUGCCAUUUUUCUAAAAAGGUUAAACCUUCCUCUGACCUUUGGUUUCAGUCUGGUGACACAUUCUGUAGUUUCAGCAGUCGCGGAGGGGAAGUACUCACCUUUACAUCGCGAUGAAUCACAUUGUUAUCGUGACAGUACCGAAGUGCCUCUAAAAUCUGCCUCAUGUAGUGACUGUAUGGACAGAAAGCCCACUCUUAUCAAAAGUCAUGAAUAUUAACUGAGUGUUCUAUUUUAAAGAUUGCGUGCGUGUCCUACCUGGCCACUGCUUCACUGUACACAAACCCAGCAUCAGCUCUCUUCACAAUUUCAAAACACAGGUCGGCCCCAUCCAUACUGUAAGAGAUUAAAAAAUAGAAGAAAAUGUCAGCGAGGAGUCCACUGAGAGAUACCAGAUCCCUCAAGAACAGAUGAACUAGCAACUAGCAUUUUAAACAGAGUACACAUACAAUUAGAUACAUCAGGGAGCUAUCAGGAUCUGCUUUCUCUAGCAAGAGGCACUAUAUUCACUAGCACUCUUCAUGUGUUGCAGUCCCCAGGGAAGUAUUUAGUACUUUGAUUAUUUUGUGUUGAUUAUGUUUUAAAAUCAAAUUAAAUCAAAUUAAAUGUUAUAUUUAGAUAAAAUAAAGCCUAAGCCUAAGUAUUCUAAUGUGCUUUUUUAAUGACUUAUUACUCAAUUGUUUUUUUGCCAUGAAAUCAUUCAGCGGGUCUGUAACCAGUAACAUUACCACAAAUCACCACAGACCCGCUAUGAAUCACCUUCAAACGUGUAGAGCGAAAGGAAGGACUGAUCAGCAGCUGCACAUGAGGUUAACUAUACCGGUACAUGAGCGUUUCCUGCUCUGGUUAAAACCAUUCAUGCGAGAUGCAGAAACAAAAAGGUCAGAAUCUUGUUAAUGCAUGCCUGAUUUCAUGAAAUAUCGUGUCUGACAGAGUGAUACACACUUACAAUUCAAAGACCAUGUAGAGCAUGCCAUCAGAGCUGUAGGUCUCCAGCAGUUCCACGAUGUGAGGGUGCUUCAGCAUGUGGCAGAUACUGGCCUCUCGCUUCAGAUCUGCCAGACAAAAUUAGACACAUUAUGAAACACCAAAAUCAUUUAUUAAAGUUUUUAUUUAAAUACUACAAAUACUAACAAAUAUAAUUUUUCCUAAUAAAUCUGUGCAUCGCUA
This is a messenger RNA of Betta splendens (Siamese fighting fish), 3520 nucleotides long. Its product is annotated as probable G-protein coupled receptor 34. Gene Ontology annotation, biological process: G protein-coupled receptor signaling pathway. Bases 518 to 1660 code for a protein of 380 amino acids. The record is from RefSeq and is a predicted model, not a curated record. The transcript has 2 exons. NCBI's taxonomy places the organism in Eukaryota, Metazoa, Chordata, Actinopteri, Anabantiformes, Osphronemidae. Gene Ontology annotation, molecular function: G protein-coupled purinergic nucleotide receptor activity. Gene Ontology annotation, cellular component: membrane.